CGACGCUUAGCUAAAAUUCCCGUCUUGAUUGUCGAUUUUCGUUUCAAGACACAAAUAAUCGAAAUCUUUCUCCGGCCGCCGGCAAUUACGCUUUUUUCCCUCGUUCUCUGUCAGUAAUUUUCUCGAGAAAGUGACGCUGUCACGCCCUAAAACUAACCAUUAGAUGUGGUGGAGAUCGCCCUCUUUCAUCCUCGAUAGACAACAGCAAAACGACACCGCGUCGCGGAAUCCCGAAUCCAUUUCCCUCUCCUCUCCCCCACCUUCCAUGGCAGAUACUCUCCAAAACCCUAACCCUAACACUAGCACCUCUGCUUACUACCAGACGCGUGCGGUAGUAACUAGUGAUUGGCUGGCGCAGGCUCAGGCUGCGGUUGGCCGUCACCCCGAUGACGACUUGCCGGUAAAUGAUGAAAGGACAAAGUCUGCCGCCGGCGAUGCCGGAAAGCCGUUUAGCGUGAUCGAUGAGUUCAACAGCUGGAGGAAGCAGCCCGAUUUGGCCGAGGCUGUUGCAGCUAUUCGCGCGCUUGCGGCGGUUAUCAGGGCUAGCCAGGCUACGACCAUGAUGGAACUCGAGAUUGAGCUGAAAAAGGCAUCGGAUUCCCUUAAAUCUUGGGAUACAACCUCUAUCUCUUUGACAGCUGGGUGUGAUCUCUUUAUCCGGUACGUGACCAGGACAUCGGCCUUAGAGUAUGAGGACUUCAAUUCGGCUAAAUCUCGCCUGAUUGAACGUGCAGAGAAAUUUGGGGAAAUAUCUUGUAAGGCACGCCGGAUUAUUGCAAUGCUCAGUCAAGAUUUCAUAUUUGAUGGUUGUACCAUUUUGGUACAUGGCUUUUCCAGAGUUGUUUUGGAAGUACUUAAGACAGCAGCUCAAAAUAAGAAACUAUUUCGGGUUUUCUGCACAGAGGGGAGACCAGACGGAACAGGAUUGCGAUUAUCCACCGAGUUGGCCAAACUUGAUGUUCCAGUGAAGCUUCUAAUAGACUCUGCCGUGGCAUAUAGUAUGGAUGAGGUGGACAUGGUAUUUGUGGGAGCUGAUGGAGUGGUUGAAAGUGGUGGUAUAAUUAACAUGAUGGGUACAUACCAGGUUGCAUUGGUUGCACACACAAUGAACAAACCUGUAUAUGUGGCUGCUGAAAGCUACAAGUUUGCCCGUCUUUAUCCAUUGGAUCAGAAGGAUAUGGCUCCUGCCUUACGCCCCAUUGAUUUCGGGGUACCCAUCCCAUCAAAGGUCGAGGUUGAAACGUCUAACCUGGAUUACACUCCUCCACAGUAUCUCACUCUGCUCUUUACAGAUUUGGGUGUUCUUACUCCUUCAGUUGUCAGUGAUGAACUCAUUCAACUAUACCUUUAGUUAUGCUUGAAUGUGACAUUUCUUUUUCAUAGUUUUAGUUAGUUUAGCUUGUUUCUUCACAAGGGUUUUUUUUUUUGGUGGUAAUUUCUUCAGAAGGUUAUUUGUAGAUGCUCUCUGUAUGAUCUAUAGAAGCCUACCAUGCUCCUACAUAAUACAUUGAUAAAAUUUUG
Molecule: messenger RNA, 1521 nt
Organism: Rubroshorea leprosula
Lineage: Eukaryota; Viridiplantae; Streptophyta; Magnoliopsida; Malvales; Dipterocarpaceae
Source: the annotation of a GenBank genome assembly